This is a messenger RNA of Trichosurus vulpecula (common brushtail), 525 nucleotides long. Its product is annotated as normal mucosa of esophagus-specific gene 1 protein-like. Lineage: Eukaryota; Metazoa; Chordata; Mammalia; Diprotodontia; Phalangeridae. The transcript is spliced from 5 exons. The record is from RefSeq and is a predicted model, not a curated record. The coding region runs from base 90 to 341 and encodes 83 amino acids.
GCAGUUCUCAGCUGUAGCAACCGUCGCUCAAAUACCUGGUCGUCCGUCCUAGCUGGUUGGCAAAGACCGUCACCCCAAAAGUCGCAAUCAUGAACGUCUUCCAACUCGUAAUGAAAAAGAAAGAACUUAUUCCUUUGAUCGCGUUUGUGGGUGUUGCUGGAUUUGGAGCAGCCUACAUGUCCAUAUAUUCCCUUCUCAAAGCUGAUGUGAUUGUUAACAGACACACAAAUCCAGAACCAUGGGAAAAUGUGAAUCCUUCCAAGCCUCAAAAGCUUGUCACAAUUAACCAAAAGUGGGAGCCUAUUGAAGAACUGCAGACUGUCAAACAGUUGACCAAAUGAAGAGUCUUCAUCUAAAGAACACUCUAUGAAUCUAGCGGAAACAUUUCUGCACAAACUAUACUACUGAAACCAGUGUGCGGAAGUGCUUCUGCUACAUUUUUAGGGUCUCCCUACAUUUUGGUCUCUGAAUUCCUUUUUGUAUAAAAUGUAUGUAGCUCAUUAAAAUAUUCAUGAGGAUUGUUCG